Molecule: messenger RNA, 7179 nt
Organism: Cyphellophora attinorum
Lineage: Eukaryota; Fungi; Ascomycota; Eurotiomycetes; Chaetothyriales; Cyphellophoraceae
Exons: 1
Molecular function (GO): methyltransferase activity
Source: RefSeq, a predicted model, not a curated record
AUGGCAGAGCCACGGAAAGGUGGCAAGCGCGCGCGCGAUUCAGACGACGAGUGGGAGGACGUAGAGCAACCAACAGCCCCAGCAGCGUCCAAAGCCAAGCCCAAGAAGAAGUCAAAGCCCAGCAAAGAUGCGGGUCAGGCUUCAACAUCGAAAGCUUCUGCUCGGAAACCUGCCCAGAAGGCCACCAAACCUCGACGGAAAGCAGCCGACAGUCCCUCUGGCAGCGAUUCCAGCGAUUCCAGCGAUACAGAUGACGAGGAUACACCGGAUGAGGCUGAAUUAGACCCAUCAAGCAUGAAUCUUCCUUCUACCUUUCGACCAGCUGAGAAGGCGCCUGUCCAGCGAAAGCUGGACAACUUCACACCACCUACGCUGAAUCCAAAGUUGGCCAAAGGACCUGGCUUACGGGUCCAGCCUCGCCGUGAAGAUCGCCAAUUUCCUCAGCUCCUGCUGCCCAAAGAAGAUCCAGCAAGUCUACCUUCACAGCUGCCUGCCGGUACCGCAACGGGGUCAGCGCCCAGCAGAACCACCGAUGCGGCCCGAAAGCUGUUCCAAUGCCAUAUCACACCGCGGAAACGUGGAUACGUAGACCUAUUCAACGCCGCUGUGCAAAAACUCAAUCCGCAAGGCUCUCUACUCACACGUCGACUAUCGUUUCUCACGCUACUCAACAAGAGCCAAAUCCACGCUCGCGACAAGCGCUCUCCGAAGAACGAAGGCAACAGAGGGGAAGCGACUCAUAAACACAUGAAUUAUGAUCAGCCUCCGCUCUCCGACCUGUCCAGUAUGAUGGAUCAUAUGGCGCAGCGUCUACUCAAUGGGGAUAAGCUCAGCCAAAGCUUCCUUAACGGUGCGACCAUGUACAACGACUUCGGCCUGCGCAUUUUCACUAUGUGCUCUGGCACUGAGGCACCCAUACUGGCCUUGGACAUGAUUCAAGAAGCCUUGCAGCGACGAGGAAUGUCUUUCAACUACAAGCAUGUUGCCAGCGCCGAGAUUGAGCCAUACAAGCAGGGCUACAUUGAGCUCAACUUUGACCCACCGCUGCUUUUCCGCGACGUCACAGACUUCACCAAAGACGAUGGUGUAGCAAAUACAGCAUAUGGUGCCCAAGUUGCAGUCCCUAACAACUGCCACAUUGUUGUCGCUGGAUCCGCAUGCGUUGACUACUCCAACCUCAACAAGAAUGGAAAGGGCUUUGGUCAGCAAGGCGAGUCUUGGUCAACGAUGUGGGGGGUUGCGCACUAUUGUCUCAAGAAUCGGGUCCCAAUCGUCAUCCUGGAGAACAUCAAAGGCGCACCAUGGAAGAAGAUCUGCAAGUUCUGGCACGACUACUGUGGCUACGAAGUCCAGGCGAUAUUCGUAGAUACUAAAGACUUCUACCUGCCGCAGACUCGUACGAGAGGCUACAUGGUCGCUAUUAAUCGUUCACGAGCAGAGGAAGCUGGUAUUGACAUCGUAACAGCCCUCAAAGACUUCGUAGAGAACGUACAGGCCCUCCAAUACCGUGCUUCUAGCCCUUACACCGACAUCAUCUAUGGCAACGACUCCAUCGAGAGCGAGCGCAGCCGCGCAAUGAUGGCUACAAUCCCAUCGAAAGUCCCCAUGAGCCAGGCUUGGACGCUGUGUGCUCAUCGCUAUGCCCACUUGCGGAGCACAUCUUGUUUCGGCAGUCUCCGACCAUACACAAAUUGGAAUGAAAAUGGACUGUCAACCUUGCAUGAGCUGAUUCACCACGAAUGGGGCAAGAAGCAACGUGAUCGAGUCCUCGAUACUCUCGACAUUGCCUUCCUCAGAUACAUGCUCGAACGAGACUUCGACAUGACGUACAAAUCGCGUACGAUCGACCUGUCCCAGAACAUCGAUCGAGAGGCCGAUUCCAAACAUCAUGGUAUCGUUGGUUGCCUGACUGCUGCUGGAAUGCUGUACGAUACUGCUCAAGGUGGCGUCAUCAAUGGCGUGGAAGCUCUCAAAUUGCAGGGUAUUUCGACUGAUGAUUUGCACCUUGGGAAUCUGAGCAUGCGACAAAUGAUCGACCUAGCUGGCAACGCAAUGACUACGACCACUGUUGGUGCAAUCACCCUUGCUGCCAUUGCUGCAUGCACCCAGGGGACCAAGACACUUUUUGCAAAGCCUAAGCAUAGGAGCCUGUUCAAUAAAGCACCCGUCAUUGAGCCAACCACGCCUCUGCAAUACGACGAGGUCAUCAAGUCGUGGCAGACUGCUGGACUUCUGAACGACACUAUCGCCAUUGGAGGGUCGUUUUCGGAAAAUGACGCAGCCGAAUUCUUCACGGCGCUGUGCAAGCAGGCUUAUCUCACUCGACAGCUCUGCGCGUGUGAAGGCGUUACAGGCGGCACCAGCCUGGGCAAGAACGUCAACUUCUUCUCUUGCGACCAGUGUGGUCAUACGGCUUGCGAGAACUGUCGCGGGAACCCCGUUCACAGCUACGUGGGUAACCCGGUUGUCACCAGCGAUCGUCGGCCGAACGCCUUCAUUUCACGGAUGGAGACAGGGCUGCCGAGGUCCAUAUCCUUCAUCACGUUCCCGGAGAGUGUCUUGGACCUAGUCAAGAAGGCUUCCAUCUCUCCUCCAGACUCGGCUCGCACUGGACUGGUGGACUCAGUGCAGUGGGGAAACGGAAGUUGGGCACAACAUCUUCAGACUGUUGAGGACAGAUCCGGGAAAGAUGUGAUACGAGUGAAGAAGCCGCGUGUUCCCGAGGAAGCCCUACAAAACGCACUACGUGCUUGUAUCACAGGCGCCUUCCGUGCACCCUUCCAUUUCCGCCAGAUCAAGCGAGGCCCUGCUUGGAAGGUUGAAUUCGAGUCAGUUGCUGGUAAGCUGGAGUUGCGCUUCUCGGAUGCGGAAAAUACUUCGGUCUGUCAGUGGUUUCUCUAUGCGAAGUGUCCGUCCAACGAACCUCUUGGCGGUAGACUGCGUGAACACCUUCGCCAUCCUGUCGCAAAGAUGCGCCCACAGAAGACUCUCUUCGAUGGCGAUUGGCAGCUGUGUCUGCCGCAGCAUAACAAAUUUGUUGCUACUGUCAAGGGCUCCAAUCCACAGCCAGCCAUUCAGUCUGUAAUAGGUCUGAAUGCUGAUGGAUACAAAGAGAUCACCGUAUUUGACGAUUUGGAGGUCUCGUUUACCUUUGCAGGCACGGCAGGUGAUCGCAUGCCAGUCUUUGGCAUGAAGAAGUACAAUUUCAAGUACCUUCCCAAGUGUGGAACAGCACACAGUCUACUGUACAAAGCCGGUGAUACUGAUCCAGUCUAUCUGUUCCUCGACCCAUGGCAUCUGCAGGAUCAGAAAUUCGACAGCAUGGUCAUGGCGAAAGAUCACUCCCGACUGCCAAUCAACGACGAGCGAUCGGUUAUCAUCAAGUUUGCAUCGGGCUGGCGACCGGUAGUUCCACAGUUUCAGGACUCGCAGCACUGGGAAGUCGCGUGUGGUCCCAUGGAGAAUGGCCCACAGCUCGUUGAUGCGGUCCUUGGAGCUGAUGCGAACGACAGUAAGGUCAGCAUAUGGUAUUCGCAAGGUACAGACUAUCCGCUGUACCACCCGUUGUGCGAGGACGCGUCAAAGCCACUCUUUGCUCUGGAGACGGCGACAUCCUGGGAGAUCAUGGAGUCAUUCGGGAAUCAUGCUGGUGCCCUGGCAGACCAGAGUCUCGUCAUCGAUCUGCAAGAUCGACGAGGCAAGUUGACUUCUCUAGCCUGGCUCCUGCACGCUCUCCCAAUCCCGGAUCUAGUUGAAGGCCAGUCGGAUAAGGCUGCCCAGAAUCCCUGCGCACAAUGCUCGCCCGAGGGUGCGAGGAUUGAUUGGAAAUGGGCUAGGCGCUCUCGGAUGAAAGGCUAUGCACUGAUGCCGUUCGAGGGUAACACGGACGCUGCUGAGCGCCAGAGGAAGCUGAAGAAUCGCCCGCUCCUAUCAGAACUGCACCUUAACGCUAUUGGAGGCAAAGUCCAGAUGACCUUCCAUUUUAACAUCAAAUCCCUGGUUGAUCGCACAGCUGGUCCUCUGCAGAGAAGCGGCCCUCGUGGAGCCCCAGUAACAACCUCUUGGAAGAUCAUGAAGUACGACAUCAAUGCUACCGCACCUAGCUACAAAGUACCCGAGCUGAUGCCGCUGACUGAAGCGGAUGGGUCUAGCUCACCGCCGGUUUGCUUUCAGCGUAGGCUACUGGGCUCUCAGAAAUUGUCGCUUCACUGGAUGAGAGAAGUUGAAAAGGGCCAGGUUGAGUGGCACGAACAGAACACCUACGCUCAUACUAUCAAAGCAUUAGCUUGCAAAGUCGUUGCUACAGCCUCUCGCAAGACUGCAGUCAAAGGUGGCGUCAUCGCUGACGGCAUCGGCACAGGCAAGACGACGGUAGCCCUUGCUAUCGUAGGCGAUGAUAUCGAUCGUCGUUCGAAGCCGGUGCCUCAUGAAGGUCGACGCGGUUUGAGAGCAACGGUUAUUCUCAUGCCCAAGAACUUGAUUGAGCAGUGGUAUGGGCAAGCAGUUCUCUGUUUUGAGCAGGUCCGAGAUGCUUGGCCUGGCAAGUACACGAAGCCAGCAGAUCCCAAGGACAUCUUUGUGCUGAAGAUAUCCUCCAUGGAAGAAUUGGUCGAGCUCACCAUCGAAGACAUCGACCGUGCACAUAUCCUGUUGGUGAACUACGGUAUCUUUGACACAGCAGAAUACUGGGAAGCGCUCAAAUCACUUUGCGGCAUGCCGUACGUGCCAGACGCUAGCGGCCGAGCUACGAUGCAGUGGCUCAACAAAGCCAUGGAAAACAUCAAAAAGCUGUGCGAGGACACUUCAUCCUUUGACGACCUCGACAAGCUCAACGACGCGCGAGACGAUCUCUGGGCGAACCGAGACCAGGUACGCGCGCAGUUUGGAGGCUGGAACUCCAAAAAAGACAUGAAGAAGAUCGACUUCCAUGGCACCGGAAAGGCCGAAAAAAUCAUGUCGGUGUACCCCGAGGCACAAGAGACGAUAGCACGCCCGGAUGAGAAACUUCCAAAGCUUCCGUUGACUGGAACCGUGAGAGUAGUUGCCAGACCCGCCAAGCCCAAGAGAUCGCACAAGGAUCCAAGUUUCUAUGAAGAAAACGAAGAUAGGAAGGAGAAAGGACUUCCCAUAAUAAGAGCUGCUGCGAGGAGGCAGGUAAAACUCGAAGCUGCUCAGGGGAAACCCGUCAGACCCAAGAAGGCCAAGUCCGCGAUCACUAUAGUGCCUCUCUUACACCUAUUCGCCUUCCGCCGACUCAUUAUUGACGAGUUUCAAUACCUCAAUCCUCGCAUGGCUGCAGCAGCAAUGGCUCUGGCUCCGGAGUCGAGAUGGCUUUUGUCCGGCACGCCGCCUAUCAGUCUUGUCAACGACGUCGAUCAGAUUGCUCGAUUGAUCGGCACGAGUAUCACAUGCAGUUCCGACGAAGCUGUCAUCAGAGGCUUCUUCGACAAGGCGCAGGAGAGGAAGGUGUCGGAGACGUCUUACGUUGAGGAAUUCGAGGAGUACAGCAAUCCAACCUCGAUCGACACAGUCAGUCUCCAUCAGCAACAGGCUACACAAUUCCUGUCCAAAUUCGUCCGCAGAAACUACGAGAACCAGGAGAAACAUGUUGAAGCAGAGAUCCUCAUUUCUGUCAAGCCAAAUCCACUCGAGCUGGCCGUUUACCAUCUGUUCUUCAAUGUCAUUAACUACACGACGAUCAGAUUUAGUCCGAAACUCAAACCGAUCACCUGGCGAGCGGCACGAGCACUGGCAUACAAGCAACGUACAGAUCUGGCACACGCUGACGUUCAGUUCCCCAGCUCCUCCAAAGCAGCGAUUGAGGUUGCACAGCGUUGCUCUUCUCAGGAAAUGGCUUUGAUCUGCUGCCACGAGCUAGCUAUGUACGGAUCAGACUUCGAGAACGAGCUCGUCACAAUUGAGAAGCUUAGACUUAUGCUGCACAACGAGGUCCAGGGCGAGACCACAUAUCUGCUUCAAAUGGCCCGCGAAGCCGUGUGGUACUGGUUGGAGGUUGGAACCGCACAGCGAGCCAAGGAAAAUGACGAUCUGGCUUCUUGGAGUGAUUCCGUGCUACAAACCGGCCUGCUGGGGGACAGAGACGUCACUUUGCUCGUGGACGACGUACUGGGAUACGCUGACUUGAGACCCUCCGAGCCUCCCGGAGAAGGCGUAGAGAACGUGCUGAAGAAUAGGGAGCACCUCGAUGAAGUCAACGACGAUGGCGAGCUUUCCUACCCAAAAUUCACCCAAUUCGACUCAAAGGACUCCGAUGUUCGGAACAAGGAGCUCACCCGCCGCACAUCAGACCUCCGGGAGUCCUCUACGCGUCUCGUCGCGUCUGUCCGCAUGCACCGCUUCGUCCAGUCGGUCCACAUGGUUUCCGUGUCUCUUCCCGUCCUCUGCGACUCCUGUGGCGCCCUGCACACCUACAAGACGUACUCCAGCGUCCGUAUAGUCUCACAAUGCGGCCACAUCUUGUGCACAGAGUGCUGCAACGACGAUUCUGGUUCCCUCCUCGGCUCCUGUUCCGCUCCCGACUGCGCCAUGCCUCUCUCGCGCGACAACGUCUUGAAGGCCUCCUCGUUCUUUGCGCCUCCUUCCUCCCGCGCCCAGCAAGUCUGCGGCUCGCGUGGCGUCGCGAUCGCCAACCUCAUCGGCGGGAUUGUUGGGAAACAGAACCGCGAUCCUACAGAUUGCGUUCUCGUGUUCCUGCAGUACUAUCCGCAGGUGCAAGAGCUCACUCGCGCUCUCGAGGUCCAUGGCAUCCGGUACCAGAACGGGUGUAUACGCCCCGGUGGUGGCGCCACGGCGCAGGAUGCUGCUCGGGAGGCCAUCACGAAGUUUAAACGCGUCAAUAUGGCGUACAACUUCCGCCAGGUGGACUCCCGUUCCCGCGACCCUGGUCUUCCGCGCCCGUUCUACACCGACAAGACCGCCGAGGACGCUGUCGCUGCCACUGCCAAUCGUCCUCGCGUUCUGCUGCUGAUGCUGGACAGCGAGGACGCUGCGGGUUGGAAUCUGCAGGUAUGCAGCCACGUUGUGUUUCCGGCGCCAUACGUGCAGCGCGACGCGUUUCGGCGCAAAGCGGUGGUGGAGCAGGCGGUGGGUCGGGCGUUUCGGUUUGGGCAGACGAAGCCCGUGCGGGUGUAUAGGGUGGUGAUGGAGGGGACGAACGAG